AUUUUUCAAAAAGCCUUCCUUUCCUCAACUAAACCCCGCGUUUUCUUCUCCCUCCCUCUUCCUCCUACCCAACCCAAUCAUUUCCCGCUGGACCUCCAUCUCCCCAUCCUUCUCCACCGCCGUUCACCGCCCAGAAAGGCCGAAACCCUUCUUUCGCCACAAUUCAGAACCACCUUAAACCUUUCUUCCCUUUUGUUUUUUUCUCUCAAGCCUUUAAGCAUCACAGAGUAUGGGAAACUGUAACACCUGUGUGAGACCAGACUCCAGCCCGGAGUCCAAGACGCACCGUACAAAUCACAGACGCAAGAAGAAGUCCAAAGAUCGGAAGCCAAAUCCCUAUGCGGAGGAAUCUGUCCGAUCCCCGGCUCCGAUCCGGGUAUUGAAAGACGUGAUUCCCCUCAGCCACCGCCCUCGGAUUGGUGACAAGUACAUUCUGGGCCGUGAACUCGGCCGGGGAGAAUUCGGCAUCACAUAUUUGUGUACUGACCGAGAGACUAAAGAUGCGUUGGCAUGCAAGUCGAUUUCCAAGCGAAAACUACGGACGGCGGUGGAUAUAGAGGACGUGAGAAGGGAAGUGGCGAUCAUGUCCCGCUUACCGGACCACCCAAAUAUAGUGAAGCUGAAAGCGACUUACGAGGACCAUGAAAACGUGCAUUUGGUGAUGGAGUUGUGCGAGGGAGGGGAGCUGUUCGACAGGAUAGUAGCCAGAGGACAUUACAGCGAGAGAGCGGCAGCCAAUGUUGCCAGGACGAUAGCUGAGGUAGUUAGGAUGUGUCAUGAGAAUGGAGUUAUGCAUAGAGACUUGAAACCCGAGAAUUUUCUGUUUGCUAAUAAGAAAGAGAAUUCCGUGCUUAAGGCUAUUGAUUUUGGACUCUCAGUAUUUUUCAGGCCAGGAGAGAGGUUUACAGAGAUUGUUGGGAGUCCAUAUUACAUGGCACCAGAAGUGUUGAGGCGUAAUUAUGGUCCAGAGGUUGAUGUGUGGAGUGCUGGAGUGAUACUUUAUAUUUUAUUAUGUGGCGUUCCUCCAUUUUGGGCAGAGACUGAGCAGGGUGUUGCUCUGGCAAUUCUGAGGGGAGUGAUUGAUUUUAAGAGAGAACCAUGGCCUCAGAUUUCAGACAGUGCUAAGAGUCUUGUUCGGCAGAUGUUGGAGCCAGAUCCUAAAAAGCGCUUGACUGCUCAACAGGUGCUUGAACAUCCCUGGCUACAAAAUGCAAAGAAAGCUCCAAAUGCCCCAUUGGGAGACAUUGUGAGGACAAGGCUUAAGCAGUUUUCAUUGAUGAAUAGGUUUAAGAAGAAAGCAUUGCGGGUAAUUGCGGAACACCUAUCUCUUGAAGAGGUUGAAGUAAUCAGAGACAUGUUUGCAUUGAUGGAUACUGAUAAUGAUGGAAAAGUAACGUAUGAGGAACUGAGGGCUGGUCUUCGGAAGGUUGGUUCACAGCUGGCUGAACCAGAGAUAAAGAUGCUUAUGGAAGUGGCUGAUGUUGAUGGGAAUGGAGUGCUGGACUAUGGGGAGUUCGUAGCUGUAACAAUUCAUUUGCAGAAGAUGGAGAAUGAUGAACACUUCCGCAGGGCAUUUAUGUUUUUUGAUAAGGAUGGUAGUGGAUAUAUAGAAUUAGAUGAGCUACGAGAGGCCUUGGCAGAUGAAUCUGGUGAAACGGAUAAUGAUGUGCUGAAAGACAUCAUGCGUGAAGUUGACACUGACAAGGAUGGAUGCAUUAGUUAUGAAGAAUUUGUUGCUAUGAUGAAAGCUGGAACUGACUGGAGAAAGGCAUCUAGACAAUAUUCAAGGGAGAGAUUCAAGAGUUUGAGCCUCAACCUGAUGAAGGAUGGUUCAUUGCAACUCCAUGAUGGGCUCACUGGUCAAUCCUAUGCUGUCUAAACCAAACAGUUAAAUGAUUUUGUUUUGUUUGUGGUCACUGAAUGUUCCUGUCUUAUUAAUUAUAUUCCAUAUGGGGAGUCUAGCCCGUGGGUUUCACACAAUGCAAGUUUUAGGAGACACACUGAAUAUUCUUGGGUUCAAUAGGACGGACUCAGUUGGCUAUAGGCAGCAUGAACCAUGCAUCAGAGGAUUGGUUCACGACAGAUAGCCAAAGCUUGGCAUUGUGGUGGCAUACAUUACAGGUUCAAAUUAGUGUCGCAUUGCUUUGUAUAUUUGUUUUUUCAUUGGCAUUAGAUGAUUUUCUUUUCUUCCAAGUGCUUUUCUGACUUCAUGCAGAAUCCCCAUUGGAAUUGUUUGUUUGUAAUGAGAACUUUGAGCUAGUGUCAAAUGUUCUAGUUUUGCAACUAUUUGAAAGGCAUAUUCCAGAAUCUGGAGUGAUGGGAAUUUUGCCAUUAUGGCUA
This is a messenger RNA of Hevea brasiliensis (rubber tree), 2340 nucleotides long. RefSeq names its product calcium-dependent protein kinase 10. Gene Ontology annotation, biological process: peptidyl-serine phosphorylation; protein autophosphorylation; intracellular signal transduction. Gene Ontology annotation, molecular function: calcium/calmodulin-dependent protein kinase activity; calmodulin binding; ATP binding. NCBI's taxonomy places the organism in Eukaryota, Viridiplantae, Streptophyta, Magnoliopsida, Malpighiales, Euphorbiaceae. The transcript has 7 exons. The record is from RefSeq and is a predicted model, not a curated record. The coding region runs from base 230 to 1879 and encodes 549 amino acids. Gene Ontology annotation, cellular component: nucleus; cytoplasm.